Messenger RNA from Tachysurus vachellii, 1767 nucleotides. Its product is annotated as golgin subfamily A member 6-like protein 22. Lineage: Eukaryota; Metazoa; Chordata; Actinopteri; Siluriformes; Bagridae. The transcript is spliced from 3 exons. The record is from RefSeq and is a predicted model, not a curated record. Bases 49 to 1641 code for a protein of 530 amino acids.
GUGGAUUGCAAUAAGGGAGUGAGUGGAGCUCUGGGAGAACACAGCUGAAUGAAUACAGAGAAACAAUUCAACACUCAAUCAUACAGUGUAGGCAGAGAAGGAAAAAUGCUCAAGGAAAACAACAUGGAAGAAAUUAAAACAUGGGUCCUUCAGACACUCCAGAAGGAAAGAGAGUUUACAUGCAGAGAAAUUGAUUUCCGCUGCACAGAACACAUUGAAAACUACUGCAGGAAGAAGGAGAAAAGCAGGAUGAACAAGAACAACUGGUUGAAGGAUAUGAUGGCAGCUGAAAAUUUGGGCCCAAGUGCAGACUGGAUGUAUGUGCUUAGGAAAGAGAUGGAGAAGAUGAGGGAAGAAUGGCUCGUGGAGGACAGGCUGAGGAGCACUCAGGAAAAUAAGAGGUGGAGAAAGAAUGAAGAGAAUCGUAAGGAGAAUGAGAGGAGGAGGCUGGAUGAACAAAUGGACCUGGUUGAAAGGCUAAAGGAGAUGGAAAAAAGGGUUUGCAAUAUAGAGAAAUCCACAGAGAGCUUGGUGGAGAGGAAAGAGAUGGAGAAGGCGAGAGAAGAAUGGCUCAUUGAGGACAAGCUGAGGAGCACUCUGGAAAGUAAGAGUUGGAUAAAGGAAGAAGAGAAUCGUAAGGAGGAUGAGAGGAGGAGGCUGGAUGAACAAUGGGACCUGGUUGAAAGGCUGAAGGAAAUGGAAAAUAGGAUUUGCAAUAUAGAGAAAUGGACAGAGAGAUUGGAGAGAGAGAGUGCAAAAGAAAGAGAGGUGAUGAAAGAAUUCAAGAAAAUGAUACAGACAGAUAUGGAGAAAGAGAGGGAGAAGAUGAGACAGUACAAAGAAAUGAUAAAGAGGGUGAAAGAGAAAGAGGACAUGAAAGAAUUUGAGACAGUGAUACAGAGGGAAAGAAAGGAGAUGAAGGAACACAUGGAGAAGUUAAAGGAGACCCAGAGGGCAUUAGAGAAAGAACGAGCGUUGAUUGAAGAAGAAAGAAAGAAGAUGGAGGAAGAGCGGAUAAAGGAAAAGAAAUGGAUGGCACAAUGCAUUGAGGAAGAGGAGGCUGAAAAGCUUGAGAUGAAAAGAGAAAUGUGGUGGAUGAGAACCGAAAGAAAUCAGGAAAAACAGCAGUUGAAGGUUUACCAGCAGAGGGAUGGACUGAGGAUGAAGGAGAUGGAGCAGCUGAAAAUAGAGCUAAAUGAAAACCUGGAUGUGCAUAAAGAAAAGAUAGAGAAUCAGCUCAGAGAAAGAGAGCUGAGAAUGGAAAAGUGGGAAAAGCAAAAAAGCAGUGACCAGGAGUUAGGGUUGAAGGCUGCAAGUUUGAAACUGCAGGAAGAAACAAGGAUCAGGAAGGAAGCUGAGAGGAAGUCAAAGAAGCUGGCUAGAAAUAUGUCUUCACAGUAUUUAGAGCUGGAGGGCAAGAUUUUAACCGUUGUGAAAUACUUUGGUGAGGCUAUGGAAGAUAUGGAAGGAUGCACCAGCAAAAGAUUAAAGGAUGUAGAGUACAGAGUGAAGCAGAUGCUGGAGAUGCUGAAGCAAGACAGUGGAGUGACAGUCAACAAUAUGAUGGAUGAGUCCACUAGUGAACAAAGGAAUGAGAAAUGGAAGAAGUGGGGCUUCAUCAAAAGAUGCUUUAAGAAAUAGAUUUGGGGACAUCACACACUUUUUUAUAACACAUUUUGAAUGGCAUUUGAUCAUUUUCUUUAAUAAAAUGUGUAACAGUGGUGUUUCCUUCAGAUCGCUUCAAUUCUAUGAGCACUUACCACUGAG